This is a messenger RNA of Anopheles coustani, 2107 nucleotides long. RefSeq names its product pentatricopeptide repeat-containing protein 1, mitochondrial. Gene Ontology annotation, cellular component: mitochondrial matrix. The transcript has 2 exons. The record is from RefSeq and is a predicted model, not a curated record. Gene Ontology annotation, molecular function: protein binding; tRNA binding. Gene Ontology annotation, biological process: tRNA 3'-end processing. Bases 61 to 2070 code for a protein of 669 amino acids. Lineage: Eukaryota; Metazoa; Arthropoda; Insecta; Diptera; Culicidae.
UUCACUUACGGAAGCAAGAAAAUGGGUUUCCAGUGAUUUAGUGAUCGGUAAUCAGUGAAAAUGUCUUCUUUAGUAAUUAAUACUAUUCGAAGGCAGUGUCUAAGCCAGUUCCGGGGUCUGUUUCUUCAAAGACCGUCCACAGUUUUGUCGAGAGGAUUACGAGUGUCAUAUGCUGCCGUUACGCAAAGGAACAACACAAUAAAGGAUGAUUUCUCCCUUUUGGAAGCUACCAACAAUCCGGAUCAAUUCGGAACAUUAUCACCCCAGGUGGACGAGCCGGAAACUCUCGAUGAAGGUGAUCUCCGGGAGCAAGAUUUUCUCCAAAACAAACCCUCCACAGCUCAAAAGCUUUCCGUCCGACAGUAUGCGGAUUUGAUAAAGGAUCACUUAAAAAAUAAUCGCAUACGCGAGGCACUUGAUGUGAUCGAGGUGCGAAUGAAGCAGGAUCGAGUGAAACCCGUCAACUACCAUUUUAACCUGUUGAUUGGUGGUUGCGCCCGUGUAGGGUACAGCAAAAAAGCAUUUCAGCUAUACAACAAGAUGAAACAGCACGGAUUGAAGGUGACCGGUGGGACCUACACCUCGCUGUUCAAUUCUUGCGCGAAUUCACCGUUUCUUGGCGAUGGAUUAAACCGAGCAAAUCACCUGCGGGAGGUUAUGCUGGAGAAAGGGUACGAGCCAAACGAGUCGAACUACAAUGCUAUGAUCAAAGCCUACGGGAGAUGUGGGGACCUCAAAACGGCCUUCCAGUUGGUCGAUGAAAUGGUAGCUCGGCGAUUAUCUAUCGGCACGGAUACGUUUAACUUUCUGCUGCAAGCGUGUAUCAGUGAUCAUGAGUAUGGAUUCCGGCAUGCUCUACUGGUAUGGCAUCGGAUGCAUCGAAUGAGAAUACGGCCCGAUCGCUACUCUUUCAAUCUAUUGCUACGCUGCGUACGUGAUUGUCAGCUGGGAGAUUUGGAAACCACGGAGCAAGUGAUAGAACAAAUUUUGAGCGAUAGUAUUGGAAGCAGGAGUCAGGUAAAACUUCCGAUUGCCGAAGAAAACGAGCAACGAACUUCUGAGACAUCUGUGAUGCCACUCCCCGCCAAGGUGGACAGCUCGUCGGAAGUGGUCACCAUCCGGCAAGAACUUAGCGAACGCCUUCGGCAUGAAGGUGCGCCGGAUCUUCUAUCGCCGGUCCCACAUCUAGGAAGCCUGGUUAAGCUUGGCGAGGUACGCAAAUCGGAGGACCGGCUGUUGCUUCUCGGUGGUUCAUCGAAUAUGUUUGCAGAAAUGAAAAGGUGCGGUGUGGAACCGGAUAUACGAACCAUCACGGAGUUGUUGGAUGUUAUUCCUCCGACAUAUGCCGCGGAAAAACAAUUGCUUGCAACGAUCAAGCAACUAAAGAUCCGAUGUGACGUGGACUUUUUCAAUAUCCUAAUCAAGAAACGAUCAAUGCGUUUCGACUAUGAGGGUGCUCGGGAAGUACUAUAUAUGAUCGAAGCAGCAAAUCUCGAACCGGACAUCGUCACAUACGGUGUGCUUGCACUCGGUUGCCAGACGCAGGAGGAAGCGAAAUCGCUGCUAAAAAUGAUGCACGAUGCAGACGUGCGCAUGAAUAUACAAAUUCUUGGUGCCAUGCUGCGCCAGGGCUGUGCCAAAAAGAACUUCCGCUACGUAACGGAAAUUCUCAACAUUGUGCGUCGCGAACGGUUGAAACCGAACGAACAGUUUCUUGGCCAUCUGGAGGCCUUUUCGAAGGUGUGCGAAAAACAAGACCGUGACUAUGACGCGAAACCUCGCAAAAAGGGGCGCGAAGAGUUCAAGAUGGAGUACAACCGGUAUCGCAUGCAGCUGGACGCGUGGCGUGAGCACAUGGGAUUGCAGGGGUUAGCGUUGGAUCAAGCGCUCGGUAUCGUGCGCGAGCAUCCAUGGGAGCAGUUUAAAGAACCACAGGCGGAAGGGUUUGAAAAGACGAAAAAUCCAAAACUUCGUCACAAGCACAAAAGGCAGCAUUCGAUUCGAAAAGUGGAUGUUGAUGCAAUUGUGGACCAGGAGGAAGGCACGAAAGGUGUUGGCUUGGUGCAUUGAAGGAACGCAGUGAAAUAAAAGUAAAAGUGUAGAUCAA